Messenger RNA from Synchiropus splendidus (mandarinfish), 1923 nucleotides. It is a transcript of the gene arfgap2, whose product is annotated as ADP-ribosylation factor GTPase activating protein 2. The transcript has 15 exons. The record is from RefSeq and is a predicted model, not a curated record. Gene Ontology annotation, molecular function: GTPase activator activity. Bases 60 to 1673 code for a protein of 537 amino acids. Lineage: Eukaryota; Metazoa; Chordata; Actinopteri; Syngnathiformes; Callionymidae. Gene Ontology annotation, biological process: COPI coating of Golgi vesicle.
GUUGUUUGGAUUCGCGGGGCUCCGUCGUGACGUCACACGGGGAAACCGUCUAGGGCAAGAUGGCGUCGGAACCAAACAAGACGGAGAUCUUAACUAUUUUUAAACGUUUAAGAUCUGUUCCGACAAACAAGGUUUGUUUCGACUGCGCUGCCAAGAACCCGAGUUGGGCCAGCAUUCCGUACGGUGUGUUCUUGUGCAUUGACUGUUCCGGGGUUCACCGGUCUCUUGGGGUCCACCUCAGCUUCAUCAGGUCCACUGAGCUGGACUCGAACUGGAGCUGGUUCCAGCUUCGAUGUAUGCAAGUGGGAGGAAACAGCAACGCUACGGCGUUCUUCCGGCAGCACGGCUGCUCCACCAACGACACCAGCGCCAAGUACAACAGCCGGGCGGCCCAGAUGUAUCGGGACAAGAUCCGGCAGCUGGCCAACACCGCUAUGUCCAAAUAUGGAACUGAUCUGUGGAUAGAGUCGUCAACAGGGGGCGGCACCACUGUCGCUGAGAAGAAGGAGACAGACUUCUUCACUGAACACAUCCAGCUUGGUAGUGAUGACUGGACUGUCGCACCAGCUGCUGAAUCGGACCUGAACCGAGCCGCUGUCACCUCUCAGUCCGACACCAUCCAGUCUGAGGACGGACCUUGCACGGACGGACUCUGCACCUCGCCCAAAACCGCAACUGAAGUGAAGCCGUACAUCAUCGGGAAAAAGAAGCCGGCGGCGGCCAAGAAGGGGCUGGGGGUGAAGAAGGGACUUGGGGCGCAGAAGGUCAGCAGCCAGAGCUUCUCUGAGGUGGAGAAACAAGCUCAGGUGGCCGAGAAGCUGCGCGAGGAGCGGGCUGCUGAAGCCAAGAAGGAGGCGGAGCAGUCCAUAGUGGAGUCCAUGCGUCUGGCCUACAAGGAGCUGGAGCUGGACAGGAAGUUGGAGGACAAGAAACUUCAGAAUUUGGAGGAGAAAAAGAGGAAGCAGGCGGAGAGGCUGGGGAUGGGCUUCGGAAGCAGGAGUGCCGUGUCUCACUCCGUGAUGUCAGAGAUGCAGGUGAUCGAGCAGGAAAGUCCAGUGGGAGCCAGGACCUCCUCGUCCUGCUCCAAGCUGGACCUGUUUGAUGAGCCGGGCUUUGCUUCCGGACCCCCCAAGUACAAGGACAACCCGUUCACUGUGAGGGACACCUUUGGUUCUGGGUGGGACGCCGAUGGCGGCUCCGCCUCCUCCUUCGCUGCGUCCUGGUCUCUGGAGAAAGAGGAGCCCAAAGACGACGUGACCAUCUCCAGCAUCCAGCCCAUCGGAGACCGUCUCCCCAGCAGGAGGAAAGCCGACAUCGCUCCGGUGUCGGAGUCCAGCGAGGCGCGGCAGAAGUUCGCCAACGCCAAAGCCAUUUCCUCCGACAUGUUCUUCGGUCGUGAGAGCAGCGCAGAGUAUGAAGCAAAGACGAGACUGGAGAGCUUCUCCGGAAGUUCUGCCAUCAGCUCCGCCGAGUUUUUCGGGGACGGCAGCGAUCAUCGAGGCCGCUCCUCAGGCCUGGACAGCGUCCUUCCUUCUGCUCCAGACAUCGCACAGUUCAAACAGGGCGUGAAGACCGUGGCGGGCAGGAUGGCCGUCCUCGCCAACGGGGUCAUGAACACAAUCCAGGUGAGUCGCUGCACAGUCGUGACAGCAGGAGCUGAGUGCAGACUUUAACUAAAAAUACGUUCGGUUUGUAGGACCGUUAUGGCGCUUACUGACCAGCAGGGGGAGCAGACGAGACGACCGAGAGGAAAAAUCUUAGUUUGUCCAUAUUUACUUUUUUUUUUUUUUUGGUCCUUCAGAUUUUCAAAUGUUUAUUUUCUCUGAACUCAUUUUUUUGUUCCAUUGUGAAAUACAAACCUGCAGCAUGUAAAAGCUUUUAAUUUAAAGAUUAUGACAAUAAAAACAUCUGCUGACUCGUGAA